Messenger RNA from Oncorhynchus nerka (sockeye salmon), 8384 nucleotides. RefSeq names its product DENN domain-containing protein 4C-like. The record is from RefSeq and is a predicted model, not a curated record. Bases 373 to 6300 code for a protein of 1975 amino acids. Gene Ontology annotation, molecular function: protein binding. Gene Ontology annotation, cellular component: cytoplasmic vesicle; ESCRT I complex. The transcript has 35 exons. Gene Ontology annotation, biological process: regulation of Rab protein signal transduction. NCBI's taxonomy places the organism in Eukaryota, Metazoa, Chordata, Actinopteri, Salmoniformes, Salmonidae.
GGGCGGUUCCAUUCUGUCUCAAGCAGCCGUCUAAACAAACCAAGACUAGCUCACCAAAGUAGCUGACAAAACACGAACAUGGCGCAUGCUUGCACCGACAGCUACCUAUAAAACAGUGUCGCGAACAAGUGGGAAACAAAGUUUUCAGAUAUUAUCGAAGUGCACCCACUUUGUGCCUUCAGUGGUGGAUUUGGUCAUGUAAAACACGAACGGAAUAGCUCUAGCGGGUGAAAGCUGCAAGUUGCCUACAUGACAACAUUGUCUCUUAUAGUGUUGUAAAGAGCUGAGUGUUCUACCGUUAAGUAUCCAAAGAAGAAGAAAAAAUGCUUCUUGUCUGGGACUUGGUCUUCAAUAAUCCAGGCACGACCAGCCAUGAUUGAGGACAAGGGCCACCGUGUGACCGACUACUUUGUGGUGGCCGGGCUGACGGACAAGUCCACGCCCCUGGAGCAGGACCUGUCGGAGACCAAGUCCAGCGGGCCUAAGGCGCCCAUUACUGACCUGGCCGUCAUCAACAAGUCGGCGGGAGAGACUGUUCCCGAGGGCUUCACCUGCAUGGAGAGCACCUACAGUGGGCAGCAGGCCAACCUCAACCACGGCAGCCUUAAGAGCCACGAGCUGUUCCUCUGCUACAAGAGGGACCGCGACAAGCCCCCGCUCAUCGACAUCGGUGUGUUAUACGAAGGGAAGGAGCGUCUCAUCCAGGGCUGUGAGGUCAUUCAGGCCACGCCGUACGGCCGGUGUGCCAACGUCAACAACAGCUCUGCCACCUCGCAGCGCAUCUUCAUCACCUUCCGCCGCGCGCCGCCCGUUCAGCCCCAGAACUCACUGGCCGUCACCGACAUCUGCGUCAUCGUCACUAGCAAGGGCGAGACGCCGCCGCACACCUUCUGCAAGGUGGACAAGAACCUCAACUGUGGCAUGUGGGGCUCCAGUGUUUUCCUGUGCUACAAGAAAUCAGUGUCCGCGUCCAACUCCAUCAAUUACAAAGCCGGCCUCAUCUUCCGCUACCCAGAGGAUGACUAUGAGUCCUUCCCCCUGUCUGAGUCUGUGCCCCUGUUCUGCCUCCCCAUGGGGGCUAAGAUCGAGUGCUGGGCCCCCAACACACGCUACCCUCUGCCAGUCUUCUCCACCUUUGUGUUAACCAACUCCUCUGGGGAAAAGAUGUACGGCGCAGCCAUCCAGUUCUACGAGGUCUACCCCAUAGAUCUCCUCAGUGAGAAGCAGAAGGUGCAGCUGGGCCUGCUCACCACCGUGGAGAAGAAGGUGAUCCCCAACCGGACGGUCAACACCAACAAGUGCAUCUGCCUGCUCUCCCGCUGGCCCUUCUUCGAGUCUUUCCGCAAGUUCCUCAUGUUCCUCUACAAGCUGUCCGUCUCGGGUCCCCACCCGCUGCCCAUCGAAAAGCACAUCUCGCACUUUAUGCACAACGUGUCCUUCCCUUCACCUCAGAGGCCCAGAAUCUUGGUCCAACUCUCUGCACACGACACCUUGAUGCUCGCACAACCUGUGUGUACUCCUCUCCCUCUCAGUGGGGCAGACUACAGUACGUUGCUGAUGAACCUGGGCUCUGAGAACUGUGCCACGCUGCUGCACUUUGUCCUGCUGGAGAGUAAGAUCCUGCUUCACUCCCUGAGACCCGCUGUACUCACCGGGGUAGCAGAGGCCGUAGUGGCGAUGAUCUUCCCGUUCCAGUGGCAGUGCCCGUACAUCCCCCUCUGCCCGCUCUCCCUGGCGGGGGUCCUCAAUGCCCCCUUUCCCUUCAUCGUGGGCGUGGACUCCCGCUACUUUGACCUUUAUGACCCCCCGCCGGACGUGGUCUGUGUGGACCUGGACACCAACACUAUUUACCUGUCUGAUGAAAAGAGACACAGUAACUGGAAAAACCUCCCAAAGAAACCCUGCAAGAGCCUGUUUAACUCCCUGGCCAACCUGCACCACCAGCUGGGCAUCGUGCGUCGGACAGCCCAGGAGGGCUUGGCGGUGGAGAUGACCCCCAUCGAGGCGGACUUCACCUGGCACAAGAAGAUGACCUCCCUGGAGAUGGAGAUCCAAGAGGCCCUGCUGCGCUUCAUGGCCAACAUCCUGAAGGGCUACCGCUCUUACCUCAAACCCAUCACCCAGGCCCCCUCCGAGAAGGCCACCUCCGCAGACUCACUAUACGACCUACAGGGGUUUCUGAGGAGCAGGGAGCGCACCCACCAGAAGUUCUACUCCCAGCUGACCAAGACUCAGAUCUUCAUCCGCUUUAUUGAGGAGUGCACGUUCGUCAGCGACAAGGAUACGGGCCUGGCCUUCUUCGACGACUGCAUUGAGAAGCUAUUUCCCUCCGAUAAAGGCAACGACAAAGGCACUAAGGUGGAGGGUGAGUCCUCAGAGGACACCAAGCUUAUGGAACUAGACGAAUCACAGAAGAGCGAGCACACUGUCUUCGUCAUGCCCCCAGAACCCCCCGCCACCGAGGAAGGGUCCGACCCCCCUGCCCACUACAGUUAUAAGAGUUUUCCACGGUUGUGUAUGGACCUGUUUGACCGCCCCAGGGAGGUGAUACCAGCGCUGAGGAGUAGUACACCUGGGGCCAGCCUGUCCAGUAGCCCUGCACUACUGGCCAAGAGGACCAAGCAGGAGAUCAAGCUGGCCUACAAGAUGGCCAAGCGCUUCUACUCCAACCCUCCGCUGUGGGCCAAGUGUCUGUUCAGCCACUGCUACAGCCUGUGGUUCAUCUGCCUGCCUGUGGGGGUGAGGCUGGCUCAGUCCAAGAGCUGGGCCAUGCAACAGGCCUACAACGUCCUGCUCAAGAUGAGGACAUCUGAGGUGGAGGUGCUGGAUGAGGUGUGUUACCGUGUAGUGAUGCAGCUGUGUGGCGUGUACGGUCAGCCUGUCAUGGCCGUCCGUGUCCUGGUGGAGAUGAAGAAGGCAGGGGUGCACCCAAACGCUAUCACCUACGGAUACUACAACAAGGCUGUUCUGGAAGGCCCCUGGCCCAGUCGGAACCGCAGUGGGCUCUUCAUGUGGGCCAAGGUGCGCAACGUGGCGCGCGCUCUCUCUCAAUUCAAACAGGUAGUCCACCGGACGCCCUCCAUGGAAGGACCCACCGUCAUCACGACAGCUUGCUCAGGAAGUGAUUUAGGCCCGUCAGCGGGGGGCUUGGCGAGCAGCGACGGCGACCGGCUGAGCCACGGGAGUGCAGACAGCUCCAGCGAGGCAAACGGAGAGGAUCACACCCUGUUCGCACGCAGCCUCAUCAUAGCAGACACCGCAGACAACCACUGCAGCGGAGGAGUUCAGUCUGAUCAAGGCUACGGCUCUAAAGAUGAGUUGCACCAGGACCUAGUGGAUUUGGCUCAAUCAGCAGCCCUUGUAAUCGCUGUGGAUCAGUGCAGCAAGUCCGCAGCACAGCACAACGGUGGGGACAUAGCUGGCUCGGUGGACAGUGCAGUGGCUGUAGCAGAGCCCCCCAGCCCUGUGAAAGCACUCCCACAUGUCCCUAGCAUCGUCAAACUGUCCACAGGGGCGAGUUUUGAUACCGCCAUGAAGAGAGGAGACGCUGCCCCUGGGAAGCUGUUCUCUCUGCGCAGCCAGAGCGAGGACAUCUCCCUGCCGGUUGAGGGUAGGUCUGCAGCUCCGGGUGGCUCCGGGGUGGCGGGGCCUGCGGUCCAGGUCCAGCGCCAGAAGGCCUUCUCGGAGCGCAGCUGCAGCUUCAGUGCCGAGAGCCGUGCCGGCAUGCUGAUGGAGAAACAUGGUGUGGACCACAUCGUCAGCCGCAUGGGCGCCGAUGCACGGAUCUUGGCCGCGGCUCUCUCUGGGGGCGGCACCACCCCCCCACCUUCAAAGCCGAUUCCCAGUGCGGCCAAAGCCCUCUUUAAGGACCUGGAGUUGGAGUCUGAGGAGGGGCGGGGUCCGACGCUGGGGAAACUAUCAGAGGAGGAGGGGCCAGUAACGGACCCAACCUCACUGGAGGAGGGGUUAGGGAAAGAGGAGAAGAGGAUGAAAGGUGACUGGAAGGAGGCAGGAGGGGAGGAUGAGAUGGGUCUAAAGUUGGAGGAGGAAGAUGAGGAAAGAGAUUCAGGGGGGAGGGGCUCUAUUUCUCUGCCAACCUUGGAGAUUAAGGAGGUGCAGGUAGGGGCAGACCCCCUCUCCCUCCUUGUCUCGGAGCACGAGGAGUUAGCCUCCGUAACCAGUCAGGAGCUGCCGCAAUCCCUGCCUGCCAUGGUGUCCCGAAACCUGGCAGACGAGAUUGAGAUGUACAUGAGCCUCCGGAGCCCGCUUGGCCCCAAAUCCUGUAGCAUGGAGCUCCACCAGGAGGGCCAGGGAGGGGACCCUUCCCCAGAUGCUGCCCCAGUGAAGCAACCUCAAGAACGGAGGUCCAGCCUCCCCGUGCCCCCUGUCAAACACCCAGGGGGGUCAAGCGGGGACACGACGCCUAAACGCAGCCCCGCAGCAGUCACGCGCUCCAAGACCUUCGCCGUGAAGGCCUCCAGAAGCCCUGCCUCUUCCAGGGGUGUUGUGGCCAGCCCAAGGUCGUCGCCGCUGACUGCGCUGGUGAGGUCGUCGCAGAGUGGUUCGCUGGGGUCGGUCAUCAACUCCAUCUCGGGCAUGAAGAUGGACACCCUGCUCUCGGGUCCCAAGAUAGACGUGUUGAAAUCAGGCAUGAAGCAGGCAGGGAACCUGGCCAGCAAGGUGUGGGGGGCUGUGGCCUCAGCCUACUCUUACUCUGACGACGAGGAUGAACUGGGCCCCGGCUAUAGGGAAAGAGACAGUUUCCCUGCCGGGCUGGAUGAGUCCAUGCUGUUGGGGGGUGGAGGAAGUGACAGUCCCACCCACAGAGGGCCCACCCAAGGCCUGGUGUCCAACGGCCUGACCCAGAGCAGCACCAGCCUGGGCAGCAGCAGUGGGAGCAGUGACACAGGGAGAGGACCCCACUCCACACAUGUGACUCCAGGAAGGCCAGGCAGAGGUCCAGACUCUGAGAGGUCAGACCAAGGCUCCCACCACACCAGCUCCUCUAGUAUCUACCAGAACUGUGCCCUUGAGGUGCUGAUGUCCAGCUGCUCCCAGUGUCGAUCCUGUGAGUGUCUGGUAUACGAUGAGGAGAUCAUGGCGGGCUGGACGGCAGACGAUUCCAACCUCAACACCACCUGUCCCUUCUGCCGCACCGCCUUCCUGCCCCUGCUCCACGUCGAGUUCCACGACCUGCGCACCACCACAGCGUUCUACCUGAACCCCAGCGCAUCAGGAGACAGUAUCCACAGCACCAGCCAGCAGGCCACAGCUACAGGCUCCACCGAGAACAAGGUAGGGGCUGCAAUGGACACCCUGACCCCUGGCCUCAUCAGCUUCCCAGAAUCUGAGGACCCAGGAGAGGCCCCGGCCAGCCAGACUGCUACGCACAAGAGUUUGAUACCGGAGCCGGCUCAAUCGGAUCCCCUGGGCCUGCUGGAGCACCAGGCAGGGAAAAGGGGGACGUCUCUGACACGCAGCAACAGUGUGGGCGGGCCUCUACAGAGCCUGGUUGCCCAGAGAGAACCAGGACACAGCGUGUCCACCACCAGCCUGCCCUGCAGCCUGACAGAGAUGGAUGGCCUGGGACAGAAACGGCCCAACCCAAUGCCUGUGUCUGUGCCCUACCUCAGCCCCCUGGUCCUCCGCAAAGAACUAGAGACCCUACUGGAGAAUGAGGGAGACCAAGUCAUCUACACUCACAAAUUCCUGAGCCAGCACCCCAUCAUAUUCUGGAACCUGGUGUUUUAUUUCCAACGCCUGGACCUGCCCAGCUACCUGCCUGGCCUCAUCCUCACCUCGGAACACUGUAACAAUGGAGUACAGCUCCACCAGACAUCCCUGUCUCAAGACAGUAAACAGGUGUAUGUUCAGCUGCUGUGGGACAACAUCAAUCUGCACCAGGAACCUGGGGAUCCCCUCUACCAGAGCUGGAGGACCCUGAUGGAGAAGAAGGGCACACUGGCCCCCACGGACUACCAGGAGACACGGACCCUCCUCAACAGCAUCGUCCGCAGCAUCCAGACCAACGACGUCUAUGGCCCCAUCAACCUGCUUCUCCGGGAGGUCAAGAGGAACCCAGAGGUCAAACGCCAAAGGGGUAUCUAUCGGGAGAUCCUCUUCCUGGCGCUGGUGGCAUUGGGACGGGAGAACAUUGACGUCGAGGCUUUUGACCGUGAAUACCGCCUGGCCUUUGAUGAGCUGAGCCCAGAGCAGAUCAAGGCCCUGCAUAAGAUCGACCGGCCACCCAACACCAACAUCCAGUGGUGCCUCAAGUGCUUCGGUGCUCCAGUCAUCUGAUUUGGCCACUGCUGCCAUCUGCUGGACGGUCUGAGGACCUAACUCACACUGGAGAGAAGCAGACAAGAGAAAGGGGGGAAGGAACUUGAUGGGUGAGGGUGUAAGGGAGAAUUUUUGCACCUUCAUAUCGCCCAAAGAUGGUACUUUUUAUCCCGAAAGUCCCUUUUGUUGUUCUUUCCCCGCGGGCCACUUGUAUUGCAUUGUUAUUUAUGUAAAUACUCUGGAAGGUCAGGAAAGAGAGCCUUGUUUAUCAAUCAAAUGUAUUUAUAAAGCCCUUACAUCAGCUGAUGUCACAAAGUGCUGUACAGAAACCCUAAAACUCCAAACAGCAAGCAAUGCAGGUGUAGAAGCACUAUACAUUAACUGAACCGUUGGUAAACAAAAUAACCGUAUAUGAACAAUUAAGCUUGUAUGAUAGCAAGCUAGCUACAGUAGCAUGGCAGGAAGGGGGGACACCUACUAUAUAAAAUGGUGUGGUGAGAAUGUCACUUGUACAGUGUUAGUCCCUUUUAUGAUCGAGUAUGCUUGUCUCUCACUGCCUAGUCCUGAGUGGCCUUGCUCCAGGAUCUGACCCCAACACCCCUGGCCCUAGAACCACUUUGUAGUAUUCUAGUAGGUGAUUUACCCAUGGACAGAAUACCGAUCAUCACUGUCAUUGAUGUGCACUUUUAGAAACGGUAGCUUUACCAGUCCGUUGGUUGUCUUUUUUGUACAUAUUUUUCUACAUGGGGGAUGCCUUGAUGCUGAUUUCUACAGAUUCAGUCUUCACUAUUGUUGUUGUUGUCAUUGUGGGUGUUUGUCUUUGAAUGCAAUUAGUUAUUGAGAAGUAGAUUUCUCUCGUUUUGUGUGUAAAUAAGCGUUGGAGAUCAGUUCGAGAACAUUCCAGAACCCUGCAAACGUGUCUUAAAAGAAAAGCCUGAACUAAAUGUUUUAUUCUUACAACAUCGACAUCCCAAUGGGAGAGAAAAGGAAUCCGUCGCAGCAUACUCAACCUAGAAUGUUUCAGGUUUAGCCACUAGCCAUUUUGGGGCUAAAAAUCAAAUGUAACCAUGAAUAGGAAGGGAACUGAGAUGCCAAACUACUGAAGUGCAGCUCUUUCCUUCUAUGCCUUGAGCAAAAGACGAGAGCCGUUCUGUCACAGGGAAAGAAACCACGGUAAGUUACUGCGGUGCCUCAGUAGUAGUGACAAGUCCAACAUACAGUUAAACUCUUAUGGUAAUAUAUGCUUUCAUGUGAUUAAAAAUCUGCUUGUGUAACUCCAUAAUAUAUCGACAGUAUAUCUGACUGACAUAGAAAUAUCCCUCCCGUUGAAAGCUUAACCAUCAUGAAGCAUUGUAGUUAAGGAAGAUAAGAUAGCUUUUAAAGGUUUACAUAUUAGUGAGGUCUGCCUUAAUUCAUUUUAUCCCAUCUCUUGUUUUCCUUUUUAUUGUGAAUGGAAUAUCAACUUUGAGCAGCGGAAGACUUUACACAGCACAUAAAGGGCUCAUUCAAACCGGAUAAUUAUGCCCAGGGCCUGUAGGACUGAGUGCUGACCUAGGAUCAGGUCUACAUCUGUCCAUGUAAUCUUUAUUAUUUGAAAGGCAAAACUUAUCCAAGCUCAGCACUCCUACUCAUACAUUACAUAAAGUAUCAUAACGGUUCUACACACCACAUUGUAGGUGGUCCUUUCUAGAUACAAAUGGGAGAGUCACACAGAAGUGUGAAUACUCUGUCAGAUUGCACUGCUUAGAUUAGUACGUGAUUUAACCCAAAUAGGGAUCAUCUGUUCAAACAUCAAACUUUACCACCGCGGAACCUAAAACCUCCAGGAAACCUAAAUCCAACUGUUUUAUUAUUAUAACAUAUGGACAACAGAACAUGUAUCAAGCCAAUCACAGUGGUGUUAUACAUUUGAUAACUAACUUCUUAUAUCGAAGCGAUUCCAUCCUAUGGCAUUUCCUGUUGGCUAAAAGCUGUGCUUGAUGUGCUCGUCAGAGGAUGUAUACAAAAUGGUUCAAUCUAUCGUCCUGUGGAAUGCACGUGACUGUCUAUACAUUAUUGUACUGCAAUAAAUGAGUUGUGACCUGAUUCAAAACAAAAACCUG